Messenger RNA from Mercurialis annua (annual mercury), 2139 nucleotides. RefSeq lists its product as uncharacterized. Lineage: Eukaryota; Viridiplantae; Streptophyta; Magnoliopsida; Malpighiales; Euphorbiaceae. The record is from RefSeq and is a predicted model, not a curated record. Bases 1 to 2139 code for a protein of 712 amino acids. The transcript has a single exon.
AUGGUGGAUCCAGUCCCCCAUAAUGUUAGAAAGCUAUGGGAAAUCUGGAACAUACGUACUUCUGUUAUGUUCAGUCUCUUUCUGCAGACAUUUCUCAUAUUCUUUGCCCCUUUCAGGAAACGCACAGCAAACAAGAUUGUGAACAUGCUCAUCUGGUCAGCUUAUUUACUUGCUGAUGCAACUGCAGUUUUUGCUAUUGGACUCAUUUCCAACACCCAAAAUUCUCCUACGCCUUCUGCCUACCCGGAUAACAAUGACCUCCUUGCUUUUUGGGCUCCAUUUCUUCUGCUGCAUCUUGGUGGCCCAGACACCAUCACUGCUUUCGCCCUCGAAGAUAACGAAUUGUGGCGCAGGCACUUGCUGCAACUCGUGUUCCAGAUCGUGGCUACAGGUUACGUCUUCAUUCUAACUAUUCCGGGAAAUAAAGUAAUUAUUCCUUCGUUACUUUUGUUUCUUGGCGGUAUUAUCAAGUACUUGGAGCGAACUUGUUCCUUAUAUCUUGCCAAUGCGGAUAGGAUCAGAGAAUCUGUAGUCAAAGAUCUGGACUUUCUGAUCAUGGCCGAGUUAAUGAAGGAAUACUCAAACAAAAAACAGGAUUUCUACCCGGUAGGAAUCAACAGCGUUGGAGGAUUCAGCACCAGCCUAUCUCAAUCAGAAACUAUAAACCUGAAUGAUCUGCAGCUUGUGCAAGAAGCUUAUGAUUUCUUUCAAGAAUUCAAAGGAGUUAUUGUGGAUUCUAUCUUCACCUUGGAUGAGUUGAUAAAGAGCAGACGUUUCUUCAACAACACAAAUGCAGAAAAUGCUUUGACAGUAUUAGAAACAGAGCUUAACUUCAUCUAUGACAUUAUGUUUACGAAGGCCGCAGUAGUGCAUUCAAAGUUGGGAUAUUUUUUUCGGUUUGUAUCUUUUAGUUCAACUAUUGCAGCCCUGGCUGUAUUUUAUUUCCAGGUAAAAAAACACGGUUUCAAUGAGUUUGAGGUUUGGAUUACUUAUGCCUUGCUGUUUGGUGCCAUAGGACAGGAUAUAUUAGCCUUUUUCAUGGGCAUUUUCUCAGAUUGGACGAUGGCUUUGCUCAAAUCAAUUGACUGGGCAGCACCACUCUUCAGUAAAAUCUCGUACCUCAAGCAAGCAAAAUGGUAUGUCUCUAAAACAACGCCAGAACACAUGAAUUUCGCUACAUCAAUUCUGUUCCGUAGGUGGUCUGGUUCUAUCUUAGGCCAUAACUUGAUACGAUACAGUCUCAAAGGUCGUCGUCCAAACAGAACUACCAAGUGCAUUGGUAUUCUUGUAUAUCCCAUUCACUACUUGCUUAUUUUAAUGGAAAGAACGACAGAUUUGUUGGGCUGCACAUCUUGUGUAGAUGAGAUAAUGCAUGUUUCGAAGCAUAAAAUUACGAAACAGCUUUGGGAAUUUAUCUUCGCAGAGAUGCAAAAAAAAUCCAAGUUCGUCAAUAAUGGAGAAAAGGCGAAGGAGAUAUUUUCUGCUAGAGGUGAAUGGAUUCUCAAACAUGCUCAUAGAAAUCACAGCGAAUUAUUACUGCCUUUCAUUCUGAAGUUUACUUACGAUGAAAGCCUUCUAGUGUGGCACAUUGCGACUGAGCUGGUAUACAAUACUGAUGAAACCGAUGCUGAAGAACAUGCGAGAGAAUUCAGUAAGAUCAUGUCUGAUUACAUGUUGUAUCUUCUCAUUAUGCAACCUACUAUGGUUGCAGCUGCAGGUGGUAUUGGAAAAAUAAAUUUUGGCGAUGGUUCGGGUGAUGUGGGUAAACUACGAGUUGAAGAUACUUUAGCCGAAGCCAGAAGACUUUUGAAAGUAAGGGUACUGGAAUUGGACGAGCAAGUACGAGAAGUGUGUCGUGAUUUUCUCAGCGUGAAUACAGAUGUUCAUCCCGUGUCCGUUAAGGGAGAUAAAAGCAAGUCUUUGCUAUUUGAUUCAGUUGUUUUGGCUAAAAAACUUUUGAAUUUGAGGGAGGGGAAAUGGAAAAUAGUAAGCAAAAUAUGGGUGGAAUUGCUGGCGUAUGCUGCAAGUCACUCCAGAGGAAAUGCUCAUGUCCAGCAGCUAAGCAAAGGUGGAGAGCUUCUUACGAUUGUUUGGCUAUUGAUUUCUCAUAUUGGACUAGGGGAUCUCAAGGAUGUGUAA